Eremomyces bilateralis CBS 781.70 is the source of this 1443-nucleotide messenger RNA. RefSeq names its product Indoleamine 2,3-dioxygenase. Lineage: Eukaryota; Fungi; Ascomycota; Dothideomycetes; Eremomycetales; Eremomycetaceae. The coding region runs from base 1 to 1443 and encodes 480 amino acids. Gene Ontology annotation, molecular function: indoleamine 2,3-dioxygenase activity; heme binding; metal ion binding. Gene Ontology annotation, biological process: 'de novo' NAD+ biosynthetic process from L-tryptophan. The record is from RefSeq and is a predicted model, not a curated record. The transcript is spliced from 3 exons. Gene Ontology annotation, cellular component: cytoplasm.
AUGCAACCAUCGAUCCCUCGCCUCCGAAACUAUGACGUAUCCCCCAUCAAUGGCUUUCUCCCCACAGAGCCCCCCCUUGAGGUUCUCCCCAACGCGUACUAUGCACCAUGGGAGAACCUGAUCAGGAACUUACAAGCCCUCAUCCUGACGAGGAGGUUGCGAGGUAUGGUGGAUAAACUGCCCGUACUCUCGACGGAGCAUUUACAGACGGAGGAAGAGUGGAGACGGGCAUAUUCGGUCCUUGCAAUCUUGACGCAUGCAUAUGUAUGGGGAGGAGAUCGUCCACUUGAUGUCGUCCCGCCUGGCAUUUCCAUUCCUUUUCUUGCGACGUGCAACCAUCUCGAACUCCCUUCCGUCGCGACGUACGCCGCGGUGGUGCUCUGGAACUGGCGGGCACUCUUCCCCACCGAGCCAGUCGACAAUCUGGAGAACAUCACAACGCUUGCCACGUUCACGGGGUCGAUCGACGAAUCAUGGUUCUAUCUCGUUUCCGUCGCCAUUGAGGCUCGUGGGGCUCCUAUCAUUCCCAUGAUGCUCCAAGCCAUCACUGCUGCUCGGCAGAAUGACGCUUUCACCGUGACCGAAUGCCUCCGGGGCUUCGCAGAGCGGCUCGACGAACUCGCGACACUGCUCGUCCGGAUGUACGAGAAUUGCGAUCCGCACGUCUUCUACCACCGCAUCCGACCAUAUCUUGCCGGUGGCAAAAAUAUGGCCGAGGCUGGACUUCCCAAUGGCGUCAUGUUUGACGACGGCACCGGGCACUCGGAGUACGUGCAGUUCUCCGGCGGCAGCAACGCCCAAAGCUCCAUCAUCCAAUUCUUCGACAUCGUUCUGGGCGUGGAACACCGCCCCACAGGUGACUCGAAGCAGCCGUCCGACCCCGCGCUGACCGGCCCAUCCAACAACUUCAUCCAGGACAUGCGGACGUACAUGCCGGGGCCCCACCGACGCUUCCUCGAGCACGUCGAGAAAGUCGCCAACAUCCGCCCCUUCGUCACCGCGCGCCGCAACAACCGCGCCCUCGUCGUCGCCUACGACGCCUGCCUGGCCAUGCUGCGCGCCUUUCGCGACAAGCACAUCCAGAUGGUGAGCCGCUACAUCAUCGUCAAGUCCCGCGAAUCGCGCUCGCACAGCCGCUCGAUCGCCGUGCUCACGACGGGCACCCCGACGUCCAUCCCAGCGAGCGAGUCGACCCGCCCGGGGCGGCGCAAGCUACGCGGCACGGGGGGCACGGCGCUGAUUCCGUUUCUGAAGCAGGCGAGGGAUGAGACGGGGGAGCCGGCGAUCGAUGCGUGGGCGAAUCGGUUGCUGAAUAAUGGACCGGGGCAGGAGGGGACGCGGCUGCGGAAAGUGGAGGAGGAUUCGAGUGGGGAGAUGGAGGUGGUGGGGUUGGCGGGUACGUGGAGCGUUGAUGACAGUGAGGGGGGGAUAUGUCAUUGGUAA